AGUGUUACAUCGAAGGCACGGGAAGUGCACGCGAGAAUGGCUCGGCUGGAAUGUACUUUCUGGAAGUAACAUUCCGUUAGCUUUGCGCGUAGCGGCAGAAAGGUUCCUAUUUCUUGUCGUAUUAAAAUAUCAUACAAGAAGAUACGACUUGUUGAGAAGUCAAAGGCAAAACAUUGUAGGUACAGAAACACACAAUAGCCCUUUGAAACUCAGUGUGUGCUCCCAUCAUAAUUGAGUGCAAAUUGCAUCUGCUCAAGGAUAAAUGCAUUCGUGGACGCGGUAGACGUCAAGUAACUUGGCAACGAGGUCUCAUAUUCUAAGCCUCUACAUUCUUCACAUCCGUUGAUAUGCAUAACAAAAUUUACAAGUAUAAGUCAUUUCCAUACUCUCAUUCCUUUCUGUUGUACACGCGUUGUCCCUCUCUCUUUUCCAAACUAACGGCAUUAUUUUCAAUAUGAGGACUGCAAGCUUGUUGGUCUUUCUGGCCUUUGCUAGAGGUAUUUUGGGUGCUAUCUGCACUCAAAAUCAAUGUGCUGAUGCCAUUACAUCAAUCGGUGAAAUCAACGUUGGUCUCCAAAGUCGUUCAUUAGAUUGCGCCAAGUUCAUAGCGACUACUGUCACUCCCAAUGCUUCAAUUGCUUUGAUAACUACGUCUGCCAAUAUGGAAGAUUAUCUCUAUGUUCCUUCUCAAACAACAGCCGAUCAUGGUACAAUUCCUACUUACGCAUCAUAUUGUACCGACGCAGCUGCAUAUUCCUCCGCCUGUGAUUGUGCGGGAGUUACACCUUCAGUAGUUGUCGCUCCAACUCCAACUACCUAUCUCUACGAUAAAUUACCACUUUGCGCCAAUCCGGCUACAUGUGCCCAAGGAUAUAGUAACUCUGCUUGUGGAGGUGGUGCUGGUAUUUGUAUUCCUGGUGGAGGAAACGAUGAUUCUGGUUUCUGUGUCGCUGCAGGAACUUGCGGAAUUACCUGCGAAAACAAUUCAGACUGUACAACUGGCAUCUGUCUUAGGGAUGUUUGUUGUGGUUCUACCUGUUACAAUCCUUCGGUUCAAUUUGUUACGACAUACCCUCCUACUCCCAACAAGCUUGCCAAGAAAGACUUUAGAAAUUUUAAGGAUCUUUUCAACAAGUUCAACAUGGCAAAAUCGAAAUUAUUAGGCUCUUCGAAGAACAAAAUCUUGGGUACUUAUCUACCUGAAAACCCUCAGCCUACGAAUUUCUUCAAAGGUGGAUUUUGAGAUGGCAUUAUUUAGAUUGCUGAUAUAUGGAAAGCUGGUCAGGUUGGAGGAAAUGGGACUUGGGUUUUUACGGGAUAUGUAUCUCUUUCUGCUGAAGUCAUAGGGAGGAUUUGAAAGUGUUUGAUCUAUUUCUUUGCGUUCAAGUAUAUGAUAUACAUCAAUGCGUCGUCGUUCUCUUCUUUUACCAGACCUUUUCUAUCUAGAUUACAACACAAUACAAAAUUGAUAACUUUAC
Botrytis deweyae is the source of this 1478-nucleotide messenger RNA. RefSeq lists its product as uncharacterized. The coding region runs from base 455 to 1243 and encodes 262 amino acids. The transcript is spliced from 3 exons. Lineage: Eukaryota; Fungi; Ascomycota; Leotiomycetes; Helotiales; Sclerotiniaceae. The record is from RefSeq and is a predicted model, not a curated record.